CACACAACCACAGUGUCACACUGUGAGAUCAAUGCUUUUAUUGGUAUUACACACACACUGCAUUUGUUCCUCAGGAAGUCCAGGUUUGCUUCCUGGGUCUAUCUCUUGGUUCACGACCUCAGUCCCUGAUAACAUGGAGCCGCUUAAUGUUUAGCCCAAGAUCCACACACACACACACACACAUACAUAGACACACAUAGGGAAGCAGAUGGAUUACAAAAGCACAGUAACCCACAUGCACAGUAACCCACAUGCUGCACAGUGAUGGAGGCGAGAAAGCUAAACGCCAGGAGAACACAAGGGACAGGUGUUGAAGAUGGAGCCAGAGCGGCAUCACACGGGAGCCGUCCUCUCUCUGCUGCAGCUCGCCUCUACGUGUACGCGCUGCACGGCUGUCUCUGUGAGGUGGCCUUCACUGCUGCGUGGGACUGGUGCAGCACCCGGGACAGGAGGCUGGCGGGUCACAGCAGCCUGUGGGCGCUGCCUAUGUACGCCGUCGCCAUCUACCUCCUAGAGAUCCUGAGGGCCCGGCUGCUGGCUCAGCAUCUCCCGCUGCCGGCGCGUCUGACGGCCUACACCGUCUUCAUCUACCUGUGGGAGUUCAGCUGGGGGGCGGGGCUGGGGCUGCUGGGGGCCUGUCCCUGGGACUACUCUGGUUUUAGGUACAACCUGGGGGGACUGGUGACUCUGGAGUAUGCACUGCCCUGGACUGUGGCAGCAUUUAUAGCUGAGCAACAUGUGAUCAGGAACACUCUGAGGAUAAGACUGGCACAGCUCAACUGAUAGCAAUCUGAAGCAACUACAAAGCAUUUAUGGACAUGUUGUUUUUCAUUGUGCAUUUUUCACAUUUGUUUUUGGUAAAUGUUGGUGCAUAUGCAUCUUACCGAGCUAACUUUUAGCUAACUAAAGUCAUAUCUGUGAGUGAACAAGCAGUCGCUGAAAUUUGCCGCAAAUAAAUAUUGGAAGCAGUGUUCCAUGUUGUUAGUCCUGCAAGUGGUCUGAGAACGCUGAUACCAAUAUUUGAUUAAAACAUGAAAACUACUCUAACACCAAAUCCCUUAUCCUUCCUACAUUAUUUUUGCACUUUUGUAGUCAUUUGUACAGGC
Molecule: messenger RNA, 1106 nt
Organism: Etheostoma cragini (Arkansas darter)
Lineage: Eukaryota; Metazoa; Chordata; Actinopteri; Perciformes; Percidae
Product: transmembrane protein 229B-like
Exons: 2
Coding region: 265-783 (172 amino acids)
Source: RefSeq, a predicted model, not a curated record